GCAACCAGCAUGUUCUGUCUUCCUGUCGCUCGUUCUCUCCAUCACAUGCACGCCUGCUUCCUCUUUAUUUCUCUCUCACACUUUCUCUUCUCUCUCUGUCCACUCAGUCUCUCUCUCCUCUUCUCUCUCAGUCUGCAUCCUGUAGCCCUGAAGUGCAGUCCUCUCUCUCUCUCUCUAUCGCUCUCUCCAUCUCUCUCUCUGCACCACUGUUGGAGGAGGAGUCACUGAUACACACACUCUCUUUCUCACACAGUCUGUGUGACCAGCCCAGCCAGCAGCCAGCAGGCCCGUUUCAGAGCAGGGAAGCCCAGGAGAGACCUAUCCCAGGAUGGAUGUACUGAUGAAGGGGUUCAGCAUGGCCAAGGAGGGGGUGGUGGCCGCUGCGGAGAAGACCAAGGCUGGGGUGGAGGGGGCAGCCGCUAAGACCAAGGAGGGUGUCAUGUAUGUAGGUUCAAAGACAAAGGAGGGAAUGGACGCAGGGGUAAACAUAGUUGCUAACCGCGACCAGGCGAACAUCGUCGGGGACCCCACUGCUGCUGGAGCUGACCUCUUACAGGGAGGCAUGGAGAAUACCGGACAAGCGGAGGAGCCUCAGCCUGUAUACGAGGCAGAAUAUGGAGGAAUGGAGCAGGGAGGAGAAGGAGAAGGCUCUCAGGGUGGCUAUUAGUCAUUCCAGGGACCUCUUCUCCCCAGCCCUCUGUUGGUCCCUCGCUCCCUUCGCCCUGCUGUUCCAGACUUCCAGAUGUUCUACUUAUUUUUUGUGACUUUAUGGAACCAAAACAGAUACAGACUCUUCCAGAUAACCCUAUACACCUCCUGAUACCCCAUGAGACCCUCUUCUGCCCCCCCCCCCACUGUGUUCUGCCCCGUGUAGCUCCCCGCCUUUGUGUCGUUGCUGUCAUGUUGUUACCCCUGGUGUUAUAUUCUCCCUCACACCUCCCAAUACCCUAUCAAGAGACCUGCGCACACCACACACACACACACACACACACACACACACACACACACACACACACACACACACACACACACACACACACACAUACACACACACACACACACACACAUACACACACACACACACACACACACACACACACACACACACACACACACACACACACACACACACACACACACACACACACACACACACACACACACACACACACACGGCAGAUGUUGGCAGCCGGAUCAGGAGAAACAGACGUGUGAAAGGAUCCAGGUGUGUGUGAUCCAGGUGUGUGUGAUCCAGGUGUGUGUGAUCCAGGUGUGUGUGAUCCAGGUGUGUGUGAUCCAGGUGUGUGGAUAUAUGCCUUCGUUGGUGCUCAUCGAAAGAGAAGAAGAAGGAUUGACCAGAUCUGGGCGUGACCUUGUGAUGCUCAGAGCGUGCGGUUCAGAUCACUACGCCACCACAAAUCACAAUGUUCCAGCAAGCCGCGGAAUUAAUGCGGCAAAAAUAGACGUUCAUCCGUAAUACGUUGAAAUCCAAAAGGAAACUCCAGCCAGCAGACAGCUGUGAUGACUAUUCAGGAUGACAGGACCACAGAGACAUCAUACCUGAUUGUAGUGUGUGUGUGUGUGUGUGUGUGUGUGUGUGUGUGUGUGUGUGUGUGUGUGUGUGUGUGUGUGUGUGUGUGUGUGUUAGACUCGUCAGGUAGUAGGGCAGUUCAGGAGAGUUCUGUCCACAAGAGGCUGCUGUAGGGACCCGUGCAAUGAACAGAGUGUGUGUGUGUGUGUGUGUGUGUGUGUGUGUGUGUGUGUGUGUGUGUGUGUGUGUGUGUGUGUGUGUGUGUGAGUGUGUGUGUGUGUUAGAGUGUGUUUGAGACAUGCCAGAAAGCAUAACACGUGUUCUGUUAGUUAGUGUGUCCCUUGUUAGAAAUGACAUAGUCUGAGAGGAAGAAAGUUCCUUUAAAGACUGGGAAUCACACAACAACAGAAGCUAUCAAUAGACGCAGUACUUUACAGUGGAUUUGGUCUGGCUGGGUUUAGUCUGCGUCUAGAUCUGGCCUGGGUCUGCUGGCAGGGUUGGAAGGGAUGAAAGCAGAAAGAGAUACCUGUGGAUCCUGAUGUUGUGAAGGGAAAAUACCUCGUUGUCAUAGUAACACCACCGAGCAAUUGUCAGACAGACAGGGGGUUGUCAUAGUAAUACCACCGAGCAAUAGUCAUACAGACAGGGGGUUGUCAUAGUAACACCACUGAGCAAUAGUCAUACAGACAGGGGGUUGUCAUAGUAAUACCACCGAGCAAUAGUCAUACAGACAGGGGGUUGUCAUAGUAAUACCACCGAGCAAUAGUCAGACAGACAGGGGGUUGUCAUAGUAAUACCACAGAGCAAUAGUCAGACAGACGGGGUUGUCAUAGUAACACCACUAAGCAAUAGUCAGACAGACAGGGGGUUGUCAUAGUAAUACCACCGAGCAAUAGUCAGACAGACAGGGGGUUGUCAUAGUAAUACCACCGAGCAAUAGUCAGACAGACAGGGGGUUGUCAUAGUAAUACCACCGAGCAAUAGUCAGACAGACAGGGGGUUGUCAUAGUAAUACCACCGAGCAAUAGUCAGACAGACAGGGGGUUGUCAUAGUAAUACCACUGAGCAAUAGUCAGACAGACAGGGGGUUGUAAUAGAAGAGCAUCCCACACAGGGAAUGCUGGGAAAUGGAUUUUAAAUUUGAUUUUUGAUUCCCACAAAAAUAAUGAAUGGUCUGAGCCGCUCAGAACAGGCCUGGGACAGAGUGUGUGUGUUAUCAACGAGACCAAUGGAAACUAAUGACUGCAUGUUGCCUUAUUCUGCACUCAAAUUCACACACACACACACACACACACACACACACACACACACACACACACACACACACACACACACACACACACACACACACACACACACACACACACACACACACACACACACACUCAUAAAGCACACAAACAACAACAUAAACACUCCCACACCACGUUUAAGUUGGCAUCGAAGCGAACUUGCUGAUUUUAUAAACAGUACCAGUGAAUUAAAGACGGUUUUGUUGAAAUCCAAA
Messenger RNA from Salmo salar (Atlantic salmon), 3038 nucleotides. RefSeq lists its product as uncharacterized. Gene Ontology annotation, cellular component: neuronal cell body; axon terminus; cytoplasm. Gene Ontology annotation, molecular function: cuprous ion binding. Lineage: Eukaryota; Metazoa; Chordata; Actinopteri; Salmoniformes; Salmonidae. The record is from RefSeq and is a predicted model, not a curated record. Gene Ontology annotation, biological process: chemical synaptic transmission; synaptic vesicle endocytosis; synapse organization.